CGUGUCCUAGCCUAGCUGGUGCGGUAGACGGAGACUCGGUGGUGGGUGUUGUGUGAGGUUGUGAUAAAGUUUGCUACGUGUCUCCUCUUGCGGUGUGAUAUGCAGUAAGCAGUGAUGAAUAGUUCUGAAACGUACAGCAAAUGAUAAGUAAUAAGGUUUAUAAUAAAUUAACCUGAUAAUUUUGGCCGGUUUUACACAAAGUAAAACAAUGCAGUCCAACAAGCCAAGUAACACGGGUGCAAAGAAAGUCAUGUUUCCUGAUAAAAAGUCUUCACCACCAUCAUCGUCAUCAUCUUCCUCAAAACAAAUGAAAUCUUCGACGAUCACAAAUGCUGCUGGUCUCAGCUCAUUAAUCACCUUCACUAUUUUAUUGUUGGCAUGGAUAUCGGGAUUCGCAUCCAGGCUUUUUGCGAUUAUACGAUUUGAAUCUAUCAUUCAUGAAUUUGAUCCAUGGUUCAAUUACCGAGCAACAGCGUACAUGGUCCAGCAUGGAUUUUACAAUUUUCUUAACUGGUUCGACGAGCGAGCCUGGUACCCACUUGGUCGAAUCGUCGGUGGAACCGUAUAUCCAGGACUUAUGAUAACAUCUGGCUCUAUACAUUACAUUCUUCAUUCAUUAAACAUUCCAAUACACAUUCGGGACAUUUGUGUAUUUUUGGCACCAGUUUUCAGCGGACUAACCGCAAUAUCAACAUACUUCUUAACUAAAGAAUUAUGGAGCGCGGGUGCAGGUUUAUUUGCAGCGUGCUUUAUCGCCAUCGUACCCGGAUAUAUAUCGAGAUCAGUAGCUGGUAGUUAUGAUAACGAGGGGAUAGCCAUAUUUGCGCUACAAUUUACUUACUACUUAUGGGUUAAAUCUGUAAAAAAAGGAUCUAUAUUUUGGGCUGCAUUGACGGCAUUGUCGUACUUCUACAUGGUCUCCGCCUGGGGUGGCUAUGUAUUUAUUAUAAACUUAAUACCGUUGCACGUAUUCCUGCUUCUCUUGAUGAAUCGAUUCAGCAAUCGGUUGUUCGUGAGUUAUACGACCUUCUAUAUACUUGGAUUGCUGCUGAGUAUGCAGAUUCCGUUUGUAGGAUUUCAACCAAUAAGAACAUCUGAACAUAUGGCAGCUGGUGGAGUUUUUGUAUUACUCAUUUUUGUAGGAACUUUAAGGUACCUACGAACGAUACUCACAAAAUCUGAGAUGAAAUACUUUGGAGGGAUAGUCGUCAUAAUUGCGGGAGUUCUUCUUCUAGGACUCGUUCUUUUGACGUACAUGGGUUUCGUAGCGCCUUGGAGUGGAAGAUUUUACAGUCUUUGGGAUACUGGGUAUGCCAAAAUUCACAUUCCCAUCAUUGCAUCGGUCUCUGAGCAUCAACCGACAACGUGGUUCAGUUUCUUCUUCGAUCUUCAUAUUCUCGUAUCGACUUUCCCAGUCGGUUUAUGGUACUGCAUCAAGCGAAUUAACGAUGAGCGCGUCUUCAUAGUCCUCUACGCGUUGAGCGCUGUUUAUUUUGCUGGUGUGAUGGUUCGUCUGAUGCUGACGCUAACUCCAGUAGUAUGCAUGUUGUCUGGUGUUGCAUUCAGCGGACUUUUAGAGAUGUACCUGAAAGAUGAAGACCGUGAGUCUGGUGACAGAGAAAAUGUAGACAGUAGCGAGGCCGAAAGUGAAACUGACGGUGAACGUAGUCCAGGAAGAGGACUUUACGACAAAGCGGGAAAAUUAAGGCGAAUGAAACACGAAAAACCUAAAGGCAACGGAGAUGGACUUGGCUCAAAUCUUCGCAAUGGUGUUGUAAUUGGUGUUUUAAUGCUAUUAAUGAUGUUUACGGUUCACUGCACUUGGGUCACUAGCAAUGCAUACUCCAGUCCAUCUAUUGUUCUUGCUUCCUACACUCAUGACGGUGGCCGCAGUAUACUUGAUGACUUCCGCGAAGCUUAUUAUUGGCUUGCACAAAAUACUCCAACUGACGCUAGAAUAAUGAGCUGGUGGGAUUACGGAUAUCAAAUAGCCGGAAUGGCUAAUAGGACGACACUCGUAGACAAUAAUACUUGGAAUAAUUCUCAUAUUGCGUUGGUAGGAAAGGCUAUGAGCUCAACAGAACCAAAGGCUUACGAAAUAAUGACGUCACUAGAUGUCGAUUAUGUUCUAGUAAUAUUUGGAGGAAUGAUCGGUUAUUCAGGCGAUGACAUAAACAAAUUUUUAUGGAUGGUCCGUAUUGCUGAAGGCGAGCAUCCUCAAGAUAUUCGCGAGAGUGAUUACUUUACUGAGCGUGGAGAGUUUCGUGUUGAUGCUGAGGGUUCACCGACCCUUCUCAAUUGUCUUAUGUACAAAUUGAGUUAUUAUCGUUUUGGCGAAGUAGUACUGGACUACCGUAUGUCAGCUGGAUUUGAUCGUACGAGGCAAGCUGAAAUAGGAAAUAAAAAUUUCAAGUUAACUUAUCUUGAUGAGGCCUACACUACUGAACAUUGGCUCGUAAGAAUUUACAGGGUGAAGAAGCCCAAUGAGUUCAAUCGACCCAGGAUUCCAUUAUCGGAACGUAAGAUUGCACGAUCAACGAGCUCCUACCACAAUAAAAAGUUAAAAUUUUGGGGGGGCCGGCAUUGAUGUUUCAGACGACACGUCGCAAGAAGGGAAUAAUCAAGAAUAAACCGACAGUGGUGAAAGGACAGAAACCUCAAAGAAGAACGACCGUUUAAAAUGUAAAUAAUUUUUGACAAGACUUGAUCAUUUUUCUCCUCUUUGGCACCUCGUUCACUCACCUCUGGCGUUUUUUAUCAAUAAGUAAAGUCACCGUCCCUUUUUAAUUAAAUAAAAUUAUUAAUAAUUAAUAAAAAUGGAAAUUAACCUUUUUCAAUUAAAAAUUAAAUAAUUUUGAGUGUGCCUCGAUGUACUAUAGAAUUAUUACGGAAAAAAAAUUUUUAUUACAGUUGAUUUAUAAUUUUUUAUUUUUUAAAAAUAAACGGUAUAUUUCCGAAAAAAAAAUGAAAAUGAAAAAAAAAUUGAUAAAUAAAUGAAUAAAAAAAAUUAAACUUUAAUACGUUCAAUUACAUUUAGACCACUGAAAUAAAACAUUUGUAUUUCGUAAAUACGUAUCAUCGAUGCAAUAAAAUGACGAUGCAAACUGGUCGUCAACUUUCAAAAUUAUAAUUAAUUUAAUAAGCUUAAUAAUUAUAAUUAUAAUAAUACGGAUAUACUGAUUAUUGAAUUAAAUACUUUGCUGUGAGCAAUAUAAUUUGGAAAUUAUAAAAGUAUAUCCUUUAUGUGAGAAUAAAAAUUAUUUAAUUAUGAAUACAAACUACAAGUGAUAGAUAAAAAUACUUGGUAAAUACCUGGGGAUUUUUUUAAACAUUUAAUAUAAUAAUAAUAAUAAUAAAAAAAAUAAUAACAAUAUUAUUAAGGAUAAAUAUAUGUAUAUUUGACGAUUAUGUUUGUGAGUAAGCAGCAUUUAUUGAAGUGAUUAUUGAAAAUACUAUUGUAUUUUCUGUCAGAUAUACAAUAGAUAUUCGAUGUUAAAAUAUAAAUUUAACAAAUUACCUAAUAUCUAUUUUCAAUACGAGCUUCUCGAAAAAAAAUGUAUUUCCAUCACGACUGAAAUCUCACCAGAUAUAUAAAUAAUAGUAAUAAUAAUAAUUAUUAUAAUAUUAAUAAUAAUAAUAUAAAUGAUAAUACUGAAAACAUGUAAUUGUCAUUACAUUAAUUGUAAAAAAAUUUUAUAAUAGUAUUUCGGUAGUUUAUUUUGUCAUCUGUAAUAUCUGGUGUGUAAAAAAAAAUAACUAAAACAAAAAAGUAAUUGAUUACAAUAAUAAAUAAUUCAAAGGAAAAAAUAAGAAAUCGACAAGUUCGGGCGGUUCAAUACUUGUAAAUGCUCAUAAUAUUGAGCCUGUAAGUGUCUUGUUUACACUGUUUGUUGUUUAGAGUCUUGUUAAAAGAUAAAUAUUCACAGUAACAUU
Molecule: messenger RNA, 3933 nt
Organism: Cotesia glomerata
Lineage: Eukaryota; Metazoa; Arthropoda; Insecta; Hymenoptera; Braconidae
Gene: Stt3B
Product: dolichyl-diphosphooligosaccharide--protein glycosyltransferase subunit STT3B
Exons: 6
Coding region: 209-2587 (792 amino acids)
Biological process (GO): post-translational protein modification
Cellular component (GO): membrane
Molecular function (GO): dolichyl-diphosphooligosaccharide-protein glycotransferase activity
Source: RefSeq, a predicted model, not a curated record